AUGUAUGAUGACUCGGGCACCUCGGACGUCGAGCACGCAGACAUCGAGUGCUUCGCGGCGCUGCCCAACGACACAGCCCAAGCCACCGGGUUGACGGAGAAUGCCGUGCGGAAGACUAUCAGAGACAACCAAGUCACAACCGACGUGGUGAAGUACAUACGUUUCACAAAUGUCCCACCAGCCGUUGCCGACAAGUUUUCUCGGUGCAAUACUCGGCAGAUGUUCAAUCCCUGUACUGUGCACACAGCCGAGAGAACAGGCUCGAUCUGCCUACUCGAGCCUACAGUCCACCGACUGACUGAAGCUGCGAAUACCGAGCCGUCAAUUGCUCAUGGCACCUCUUCUGAAGCUGCCAUAUCCUGA
Molecule: messenger RNA, 363 nt
Organism: Penicillium bovifimosum
Lineage: Eukaryota; Fungi; Ascomycota; Eurotiomycetes; Eurotiales; Aspergillaceae
Exons: 1
Coding region: 1-363 (120 amino acids)
Source: RefSeq, a predicted model, not a curated record